CAGAACACAAAUACAAAUUUGAAGCAAUUCCUCCCAUUUAAUUAUCUAUUCAACCAAAUUUGAAAGAAGAAGAAGAAGAAGAAGAAGAAGAGAGAACGGGCAGCUUCAAAUCCAACGUGUGGUCUGUGUGCAUGGAAUUUCAUUCCGUGAAAUAAUUCCAAUUUUUCGCCUAUAAAAGGACAACCCCAAUUUCUCAAUUCCUAAUUCCUGUUCCAAUCCAGGCCCCAAGCUAAAUCCAUGAUGGAAAUUGGAGCUGUGAACUCCGACAUGGACACAGCUUCAACCAUCACCAUUAAAGGCAUUCUCAGUCUCCUCCUGCAGAACGUUGAUGAAAACGAUGCCAAACGCCUCAUUUCUCUCGGUAUGGGCGACCCUUCUGCUUAUUCUGCCUUCCACACUACCCAUGUCGCGGAACAGGCCGUCGUUGAUUCUCUUCAAUCCGAGAAGUUUAAUGGCUACGCCCCCACUGCUGGCCUCCCCCAAGCCCGAAGAUCAAUUGCUGAAUAUUUAUCUCGCGAUCUUCCGUAUAAGUUGACAUCUGAUGACGUUUUCAUUACGUCUGGAUGCACACAAGCAAUUGAUGUUGCUUUGGCGAUGCUUGCUCGCCCUGGUGCAAAUAUACUGCUUCCAAGGCCUGGUUUCCCUAUCUAUGAACUUUGUUCUGCAUUUCGUAAUCUUGAAGUCCGGCACUUUGAUCUGCUCCCUCAGAGAGCCUGGGAGGUUGAUCUUGAUGCUGUUGAAACCCUUGCAGAUCAAAACACUGUUGCAUUGGUUAUUAUCAACCCUGGGAAUCCAUGUGGAAAUGUAUACAGUUAUCAGCAUCUGAAGAAGAUUGCAGAAACUGCAGAAAAGCUUGGAAUUCUGGUAAUUGCUGAUGAAGUUUAUGGGCAUCUUGCUUUUGGAAGUAAACCUUUCGUGCCGAUGGGAGUUUUUGGGUCAACUGUUCCUGUUCUCACCCUUGGAUCUCUAUCAAAGAGAUGGAUAGUACCGGGAUGGCGACUCGGGUGGUUCGUGACUAGUGAUCCUUCUGGCACAUUCAGAAAGCCCAAGGUUCUCGAGCGAAUCAAGAAGUAUUUCGAUAUAUUAGGAGGCCCCGCAACAUUCAUCCAGGCUGCAGUACCCCAGAUCCUCGAGUCGACUGAUGAGGUUUUCUUCAAGAAAACGAUUAAUCUUCUGAAGCAAACCUCUGAAAUAUGUUGCAGAAAGAUCCAGGAAAUCCCCUGUAUUACAUGCACGCACAAGCCAGAGGGGUCAAUGGCCGUGAUGGUGAGACUGAACAUGGAUCUUCUCGAAGACGUCAGUGAUGAUAUUGAUUUUUGCUUCAAGCUUGCCAAAGAGGAAUCUCUCAUCAUUCUUCCAGGAACGGCGGUAGGGCUGAAGAACUGGCUCCGAAUUACUUUUGCGGUCGACCCAUCGUUUCUUGAAGAAGGUUUAGAGAGGCUUAAAUGUUUCUGUCAAAGGCAUACAGUUGAGCUGUGAAGAAGUUGGGAUGAUACUGAUGCAAACGAAACAAACAGGUUGAGUUCCAUAAGUUAGUGAAAAGGAAUUCUUGUUCCAAGAAUAACGUAUAAAUGGAAAAACUCAUUCCAUGUACUGAUGUACCAUAUAUAAAUAUACAAGGCACUUAUUCAGAUUCAAAA
This is a messenger RNA of Momordica charantia (bitter melon), 1640 nucleotides long. It is a transcript of the gene TAT7, whose product is annotated as Tyrosine transaminase family protein. Gene Ontology annotation, biological process: L-tyrosine catabolic process; biosynthetic process. Gene Ontology annotation, molecular function: pyridoxal phosphate binding; L-tyrosine:2-oxoglutarate transaminase activity. The record is from RefSeq and is a predicted model, not a curated record. NCBI's taxonomy places the organism in Eukaryota, Viridiplantae, Streptophyta, Magnoliopsida, Cucurbitales, Cucurbitaceae.